AUGCGUUACACGCUCUUUCAAGUGCCUUUGCCACUCAACCCCAAACAUGGGGCAUCGCACUACCUCAAGUCAGAAAAUCAGACGCUUUGGUCAAGGAAUGCAGCUCGGGCCGCAAAAGCAAAGGGGGUUGUUGAUGAGACAGUAUCUGUAGCUCCCAGUGAGGGCAGACGUGGUUCUAAAGUCAUUGUGGUCCACCCUGGCUCGCGCUUCUUGCGCAUCGGCAAGGCAUCAGACGUGACACCUCUUACAAUCCCAAGUGUCGUCGCCAGAAAACACAGACCACCGGUCCCGGCGCCCCAACAUGUCCCUGGAAUUGCAAGACAGCGUGAGGGCAUGGCCCGCGCGACGUUUGCAGCUUCCCAGAACAACGACGAAUAUGCUGUGCAAGUCAACUCAGAUGACCCUUACGACUCGAAGGUAGCAGCCAUCUUAAUUUCCUUGAGAGACAGAAUGCGCUUCUACAAAUUGCGGGUCACCCAGAACGCCGCUAGUAUUGCCUCCACAUUUAACGAACAAUUCAUUCCGGAGACCAUACCUGAAUCAAACGAUCCUUUUCGCAUUGAUUGGAUACAUGGACCUACAGAAGAAGAGUAUGUUGUGGGCGAAAAGGCUUUGCGUUUAGCGGACCCCCCGGGUCUUGGUUACGUAGUGAAGUGGCCUUUUUAUUGUGGUAAACUGAACACUAGAGACUACUCAUCAAUUCAAUUGGCACUUAACGACAUCGAGACCCUCCUGCGUGUCACCCUCAAGGAAAGGCUUGGAAUCGAUGAGCGUGCUAUCACGGUACAUGAUUAUUCUGUGGUGCUGGUAAUACCAGAUUUCUAUGACCGGUCCUACGUGCACGCGAUGGUCAGAAUGUUAUUGGUCUCCAUGGGCUUCAAGCAAUUAUGCGCGCAGCAAGAAUCUCUAGCAGCAACAUAUGGAGCAGGAAUUUCAAACGCGUGUGUUGUGGACAUGGGGGCCACCAAGACGAGCAUUGCGUGCGUUGACGAUGGUCUCGUCUUAAGUGAUACAAGGAUGUCGCUUAACAUGGGCGGUGACGAUAUCACUGAGUUUCUCUAUGUCCUAUUACAUCAGAUAAGAUUUCCCUAUAAAGACGUCAAUCUAGCUCGUUCGUAUGAUUGGAAUGUGCUUGAAGAUCUCAAAGCACGUCUGUGCACACUCGCAGAGGGAGAUGUCGCCCUGAAUCUGUAUGAUUUUGUCGUUCGGAGACCCGGUCAACCGGCAGAAAAAUAUGGUCUUCGGGCAUAUGAUGAAAUCAUACUUGCGCCAAUGUGUCUCUUCGAGCCCCGCGUCAUCGAAUUUGAUCAAAAGCGCCAGGGAAUGAGCUCGGUGUCACAUCCUGACGUUACUGAAGACAUUGUGGAGCAAUCUUCUGACCAUUUUACACAAGCUAUGGUGAUCUCUACUCAACAUCUUUUGCCAGCUGCGGUCCUACCAUCAGCGAUGCUCUCAAAGCAGCUUCAGUCUCUACCCGCGUCAGGACCACAAACACCUGGGGUGGGAUCACAACCAACGUUUGCUGUCUCCCCACAGCCAGCUCAGGGAGGUCCGCUGCCUCAGCCGCUCAAUCUUGGAAGUUCAUACAAGGCUGAAUUUAUUUUUGUCGAUGCAUCCAAUUUUGUGGAUGUUGUCUCAGAUGCACCUGGCGCAGACCUUGCCGAUGCUCCAAUAGACGAGACUCGUGGAGAGGCGCCCCCAGGAAUCACGCCGGCAGACUCCACUACACCGGUCCCUACGGCAUCUACAACUCCUGUUCCAGCGUCAGCAAUUGGCGAAGGAACGGCAGACGUCCCCAUGGAGAUUCUCGACCAUGAGGAAGGCGAUAUAAAGCCGUCUAUAGCUGACGCACUGCCUAUAGAUGCUAUCGACCAACCCGUACAAACGUCUGCGCCUGUACAGAUUUAUCCUGGAGGAUACACAAUUGAUGUCUGUUUUGAGGCUAGCAAAUUGCCGUUGGAUGUUGCAGUAUUCAACAGCGCUCGAGCGGCAGGCGGGGACGAGAAGAUUCGCAAGUAUCUUCAGGCGGUCCUGAUCAUCGGUGGAACGGCGCUAGUGCCUGGCAUGGCGCAUGCAUUGGAAAGCAGAUUGCAGGCCAUUGCCACACCCUUAGUUCCCAAUAUGGAGAAGGUGCAAAUUAUUCCUCCCCCAAAAGAUGUCGACCCCCGCGUGCUCGCCUGGAAAGGCGCAGCAGUCCUGGGUAAAAUGGAUGGAGUAGCUGAUCUAUGGAUUACUGCCGCGGAUUGGGAUAUUCUUGGAAUGCGUGGUCUCAAAGAACGUUGCUUCUUCCUUUGA
This is a messenger RNA of Fibroporia radiculosa, 2295 nucleotides long. RefSeq lists its product as uncharacterized. The record is from RefSeq and is a predicted model, not a curated record. NCBI's taxonomy places the organism in Eukaryota, Fungi, Basidiomycota, Agaricomycetes, Polyporales, Fibroporiaceae. The coding region runs from base 1 to 2295 and encodes 764 amino acids. The transcript is spliced from 13 exons. Gene Ontology annotation, biological process: double-strand break repair; regulation of DNA-templated transcription. Gene Ontology annotation, cellular component: Ino80 complex.